This is a messenger RNA of Anopheles stephensi (Asian malaria mosquito), 4833 nucleotides long. RefSeq lists its product as uncharacterized. The transcript is spliced from 2 exons. NCBI's taxonomy places the organism in Eukaryota, Metazoa, Arthropoda, Insecta, Diptera, Culicidae. The coding region runs from base 3226 to 3885 and encodes 219 amino acids. The record is from RefSeq and is a predicted model, not a curated record.
GGAGGCAAUGCGUGUGCGGGAUGUGUGUUGGUGUGUUGGUUGGUUUGCGAGCACGUGUAAGCCUGUGUGUUUUCUUUGGCCAGUUUUAUUUCACCAAGGAUGGUCCACCUGAUGUGCCGGGAGACAUCAUCAUGAGAACAGGUUUGCUUUUGGGUUGAUCCUUCCUGAUUCCAUCCUGGCAAAGCUGGGACGAAAUGGUGACAAACGCCCCCAAAAAGCCAUUAGUAAAAUCUCCUACGAUACCGACACACACCUUUUCCCUGUUGGACAAUGAUUGGGAAGCUUUGCUGAUUUAAGUUCGAACGUGUGGUAUCGGUGUUUGUACUGGUUUGUGAUUCAUACAAGCUUUGUCUGCAUAUAGUUUCGGUAAGGAAAUGGUGGUCUUAUUUUAGGGUGGAAAGUAUAAAACAGUACAUGAUGAUGGUCUUUGAUACAGAAAAUGUUCUUACAAUAAAUCUACCAAAAUUUGAGCCACCUGUUCAAUUUGACUUAAAAAAACCUACCCAAUACAUGUCUGAAUCCAACCUCCUUUCAAUUUACUGGUUCACUGAAUACGUAUGCACAUGGGAGGCAAAACCAUUGCCCCACUAUAUAUCCCUGUAAUUUGUUCCUUUCACUGUUAUUUGGUUUAAUUCCAAGUUUAAACUAUACCUGAACGGCUCGCCGCAGCAACCUCUACCGACCGAACCAUUAGGAAGCGAUGGCCGCCAUAAGUUCUGGCUGCACCGCAAAAUGUUUGUGACUUUGGCCAAGAUUUUACCACCAACCGUCGACCACGACCAGCAACCAUCCGGGUGGGAACAUCCGGCGAAACGUUAGCUGUCGUGGCGGAUAACGACGGCAAUAACCGUUAUCAUUUAUUCCAUUAUGGAAAUAUUUAAAUAGGAUUUUAUCAAACCUCUUUGCCGGUCAGCGGGAAAUGAACCGACACUACAUGUGGAGACAAGCAUACACAGCACACUCAGCUAGACAGAGAGAGAGAGAGAGAGGGAGAAAGAGUAUGUGUGGUUGUUGUGUGAUUGUCGUCCUGAGUCGUCCCGAGGAAGAAACCCAUUGGCGUUACUAAUGCUACAAUCGUGUGGCUGCAGCACUGGCUUGCAAAGCUGGAAGGAAAAUAAGCAUCCGUGUUUAACUGUGCACAGAACAAAAACGGGGGAUAAGAAAAACCACAGCCCCACAGUCGCAAGUGCACUUAGCUGCACGGUCCCGGGCUUAGGUAUGCGCUUUCUUGCACUAAAGACGGUCGGUGCUGUUUUAUCGUUACUGGCAGUGGCGUUGAGGGUUUUCGGUAAAGUUGAAGGUGGUUUUGCAGUUUUCCUUUUUUAUUUUACCGACGAGACAGUGGGUAAGUUCAUAUCUAAUCCUGCCCUGUGGGAGCACCUGGCCCUGGACGAUUGGUGGGAUUAGUAAAUGGGCGACAAUAGUGCCCAAUAGGUUGAUCGUCUUUCGAGAAAAUGGCAAAACAUAACCAAACUGGACUGAACUACUGUAAAGGUAGAAGCAAUAAGUUUGAAGAAGAGUUUCUGUUCUGAAAAAGCUUUUCUGACUGUGGAUAGAUGUGAAGUCUUCGUUUGGAUUCUAGCACGGCAUGUUGAAGGAAGACUAUAAGGUAAGGAACUUUGGAUCAUCUCGAGGAGGACAGAUAAGCAUUGUGGACGAUUUUCCGAAUGCAUAUCAGGGCAUACCCAGGGUUAAAAUCGUUUAGAGUCUAAGGACGUGGAAAAUUGUGGUAAAUAGUUUUCCUCCAUGCUUGGUGUCCUGUUGAGGCAUGACUCGUUGAUUUUCAUGUAAAUACGUGAUUUUCACUCCUUUUCAGUCUAGUCUACACGUGGCACAAUUUUUGGCAAUUUCUAUUCUAAUUCCUUGAAGAUGCUGGCCAAAUUAAAGUUAGUAAGAAAAUAUCACAACCAAUAGUUAUAACUGUACUUCCAAAACGUGCUUCGUACUCUGUCAUUUACACAGCAGCUAAAUUCAAUUUUUAUCGAUCGAUCGCCACCCGGAGCAAGCUUUAAUAACGUAAUGGUGUACCGUAACCGGAUUCCUUCAUUUUCGCUUCCCAUAUCGCUUACAGGAUGUCGAGCCUAAUUGACUCUAAACUGGGGUGCCCUAGUCGGCCGUAAGACGGUUUACGAGGCUGACCGAUCCAUCUGGUCAUCAAUUGCUGGAUGGGCUGGUACUUUCGGCCCUCCCGGAUGGAUUUGGAUCAGUUUUUGGUCCAGCAGUACCAGGACCAGGACGGCAUACAUUUUUAUUGUUCACCGUAAUGUUCCGCAAGGCGCUCGCUGCCUACAGUUUUAUGCUAGCCCACGUGAACGGCCCGGGAAGGUAUCGUUUUACGGUGUACGCUGGAUGGAUUCCAGUCCAUUAAAAACAAAUUGCCUAAAGUAAACAUUUGAAUUACGAGACUCCCCAACAUGGAGAGAUGGGUUCAUGUUGUUCAUCUCCUGAAGGUCCCGAGCAAUGACACGACGGGGGUUUAGUGUUUCCUUUCCUGGGCUGUGGAUUAUUUGGCCUCGUAUCGUUGCAUGAUACGUGUGUACACGGGAUGUACGCUUGUGCCAUUGUGUCUAGCGUGAUAAGACAUUUUUACAUCGUGCUGCGCAUUGUGCCGAAGUACUGAGGCGAAAAGUUGUAGAUGAUACGGUGGUGCGCCAGCGUAUUGGGUUAUGCAUGAUGUAAACUGAUGGAUGAUAACCUGCAGCAGUGUGUAUUACGUUACGCGCACUGUUCGUCUCUCCUGCUUCUUUUUUUUUCCUGCAAAUCAUUGCAAUCGAGCGAUUUCAUUACAAGAUCGUGUACGUCGUGUGUCUGGAUGUUGUCUAGUCUCAAACGGUUCUCCUCGCACGGUUUACUUCAAACAGUGAUGAGUCAGCGAGCUAGCUAGGCGGACGCAGCCAAGGUAUAAUUACACCAAGAUUGAAGCUCCGUCCAAGUAGGCGCGGUAAGGAUUUCCAGCGUGACGUACACGAUGGUGCCUUCUUCCCAGCGUGCUAGCAAUGCCAACUGGGACCAUAAAUUACUCACAGCUCGAUACAGCGCGGUUGGUAGAGGCUGUUAGUUAGUUGCAUAUUGAGUAAUCGUUUUAUCGGUUGUUUUACUCGUGGACUCGCUGUUGCCGGUGCGUGGAAGGUGGGGGCUGUGCUGGUCCAAUUCGAGUGUUUCGUGAGAAGUAAGGUUAGAUUGCGUGUAGAGCAAAGUGCUGUGCCCCCGGUAGAAGGCAAAGUCAUGCCAGAAAUUGCCGCGGGAAACAGUGGCCAAGCGGAGCGAGAUCGCACACGGCGACAGGAAAAGCAGGCGUUUCUUGGAAUGAAGCUGGUAGAAACCAUUUGCUGCCUGAUUUGCGCCGGGCUGCACAUCCAGGGAUUCCUGCACUAUCCGGAACCGUUUCCCCACGAGAUGUUGUUCUGCGGUCUGUACGCCAGCUACUUUCUGAUCUCGUUCUACUCGUUCCUGUUUCUGUACAAGAACUGCUGCGCGCUAAACUACACGGUCGAGGCGAUAGUGUCGGGUGGCGCCUUCCUGCUGUUCGUGGUGUCGGCGUUCGUUUCGAUGUACCACGCGGAGAACGACAUCCAUCUGCAGUACCUGACGGACGAGGAGGAAUGGUACCAUCAGUUUUUCGUGUACUGCCGCUUACAAAGCUUGGGCGCAACAAUUACGGCGCAAAUGUUUCUGGUCCACUGUUCGCUGGCGCUGGAUUUGGCCGGGCUGCUUGACCGAUGGUUCGGUGGACUCGCUGGUCGUCGGUCAACUUUGGACGGGGGCUCGGUGGAUGAUGUAAAGGCGAGCGGACGGUUACAAAUCAACCCGUUUUGGAUGCCUGCAUUCGAAGCUCUUCUCAAGCGUCUGCCAUGUGAUUGCUUCAAAGCCGAAACCGUUGCGUAGAAAGACAGAUGUAUUAAGUUUGUAAAUGGAUGGGUGCUGGUGAACUACAAAUUAUGGAUAUAAAUUAGAGUGAUUUUUAGACGAACUUGUUCUUCUUUGGUAAUACAAUUGCGAGAGGUCUCGGCCUGGUAUCGCUGGCUUCCUUGACUUAAUUUUCAACGUAGCCGAAUUGUCAGUCCUUUGAAUUUGGAAACGAUCCGGACGGGAUACGAUAUCCUUUUCUGUCUUGCAAAUAUCGGUGACACUUUAAUACCCACACCAUACGGAUUAUGGGUAAAGAUUGGUAUAGAAAAACUACAUGAAAAUACAGCGUAUCUAACGAGAAAUUAUACUAAGAAUGCAAUUUUAAGUGACUAGUAACGUCAAGAAGAUUUGAAAUGAAUGAAGUUCAAUGAUUCAAGGUUUUUUAGUAAAUAACAAGCCAGCCGAAUGACCUUCGGCGGCCCUACUAACAAAUAAAGUCCGCCCAAAACUUCACCUAUUUGGGGUCAAAGUCAGCACCGUUAGGAACUUUGUUCUGUACAGGCAAUUACUCUGCCUUAAAUAUUACGCCUAGUACGCCUGUGAGACAUGGGCUCUAACUGAAACUGAUGGAGUUUAUCCACGCUCAGCCGAGUUUUAUCCGCAAAGGAUAAGGAGGCGCUCAGAAAGAGUUUUAGCUCCGUAUGUGUGGAAGGAUAAUGAUGGGUUCAUUACAUUGACGGUGAAAAAUCAUUGUUUAGCCAAUUAGACUCGCCAGGCUCUUGAUGGAUCAUAUAAUAAAAAUGACUCCGGGCGACCCUUCUCUCUAUAUGGACAGAGAAGGCAUGGUAGGUACAAGAGGUAAUGGCGUUGAUGAGCUCGCCAAAAUUGACCUCAAUAUUGAUUGUCAGACGACGGCGUUAGACCGUGAAAAUAGUGAUGCUAGUGCUACAGAUUUUUUUGUAAAUAAACACAAAAGAGGUAUCA